Striga hermonthica is the source of this 888-nucleotide messenger RNA. The record is from the annotation of a GenBank genome assembly. Lineage: Eukaryota; Viridiplantae; Streptophyta; Magnoliopsida; Lamiales; Orobanchaceae.
AUGAAAAGAGAAUACGCAGCGACAGCCGACCGCCACCUUCCAUCCUCCUCCGCCGCCAACAUCCUCCCGCACCACCACAAGUUCCACCUCCAACCGCCGCCGCACCUCCGCUGCCCCCCGACGUCUGAGGAAGCCGACAGCCACAGUCACAGCCUCACCCCCGAGAGAUCCGGCCGCGCCGUUGACGAUCCCCGGGGGCCCCCACUCCCCCCGCCUUCCUCCGGCGACGACUCAACCAUCGAGGUCGUCCGGCGUCCCCGGGGGCGUCCCCCGGGUUCCAAGAACAAGCCCAAGGCGCCGGCCGCCCCCACGCGGGAGUCGCCCCCGGGCCCAUCUAUGAGCCCCUACGUCCUCGAGCUGCCGCCCGGCGUCGACGUCGUCGACGCAACAGAGAGGUUCUGCCAGCGGAGGGGCGUUGACCUCUGCGUGCUUAGCGGGCACGGCCUCGUCGCCAACGUCGCCCUCCGGCAGCCAUCCGCCACCACCGGCGCCACCGUCACCUUCCACGGCCACUUCGACGUCCUCUCGAUCUCCGCAACCGUCCUCCUGCCCGGCGGAGGUGGCGGCGCCUCCCUUCCCCCGGCGGCUUCGAACGCGCCGUUCGCGAUAACCCUAGCGGGCCCGCAGGGGCAGGUGGUGGGGGGCCUGGUGGCGGGGCCGCUGGUGUCAGCGGGGACGGUGUACCUCAUUGCCGCCACUUUCAGCAGCCCCUCGUUUGAGCGGCUUGGGGCGGCGGAUCACGACGAUGGCGCGGAUGGGAACGGCGGGCUUGAAUCCUCGCAGGCGGUUACAGGCGGUGAGACCGGCGGCGCUCCCGUGUACAGCUACCAGCCGGCGGAUGUCAUCUGGGCACCCACAGCGAGACAGCCGUCGGCGCCGCCUUACUGA